AUGUUGUCUCCGACGGUGAAGCGCAUGGAGCGGGCUCCACCUCCACCAACACCGCCAAAACCAGAACGUGGCUCUUCGGUCGCAAAUGGCCAGGGCACAGUUCCUUCCCAGACGCCCGACGAGGAGCAGGUUGUGAUGACGCCUCUUGGUAAGACAAACACCUCCACGGUGCUGCUGAUCGAGCGCAAGCUGAUCCAGGCUGUUGGUGAACGGACACACGUAGCCGGUGGUGACCAUCGGGGUAUCAUCAUCAACAAGACGGCUGAAGAACAACCGAACCGGCAGCGGGAACCUGCUCAGCUGAGUCUCGAAUUUCGAGUGUUUCUUGUCAGCGCCAACAGUGGCCAACACUCGCAAGAGUCACGCCGCAUCAAGUUCUGGUUCCGAUCGUGGCUUGCCUCUGAAGAUGUACAGGCACAGGUAGCACAGGACUUCUUCCGCGAGCUCGUCAGUCCCAAAGAAUUCCCGAGGGACUACGUCGGGUUCAUCAAGAAGAUCAUGAAGCUAAUGCAAAAGGGGUACAACGAAAUUCAGGCCAUCGAAAUCGAACUCCGGAUACUGGAGCAGACGUCCGCACCACCAUCAAGACCAUCGCGCCCUGGCCACGUGAUCAUUUGCUACGGCAACUGCCACAAACUCGAUACAAACAAUAACGACCGGGCUCAUAAAAACUUCACCGAAGGUGGAGGUGGUGUUGGUGUUGGUGGUGGUGGUGGUAAAGAUGAUUGCCAUAUCGGCCCGGUUGGUAGCAGUAAUGGCAGCAUACACGUUACGCCCAUCAACCAGCGGAGAGAGCAGCAGGACGACGAAGUGUCUUUCGAGGACGAGCAGUUCGAGGUAAUGCCACUGACGCCGGAAAAAAUUCUCGAACUGAUCGAGCAGGCCUAUCCAAAUCCAAUAACACCGGAAGACUUGGCAAAAGACUACGGAUGGGAGGAAGAAGAGGUACUGGCCAUCAUGCUGGUGCUCAAGGAGCGCGGUCUCGUUAAAUCGAUGGAAUACAACUCGUUCACACGCAUUCACCAUGACGACCAGGCCAUCAAAAUCGUCAAGCAAAUGCCAACGAUCGCCUCGAACAAGCAACCGACGAUUGCCAUCAUCACUGCGCAGUACUGCGAGAAACUCGCUGUCGACGCGAUGCUCGAGAACAAGGAGACGUUCGUACGCUACACCACCGUAGGAACUAGUACCGAUAAGCCCACGAACGACACGGAACGGCAUAGGCGGAGAAAGAAUCGGUUUGGUGAAUCAAACGUGUACACCUUGGGUAACAUCGGAGCGCACAGGAUCGUCAGCACAAAGCUGCCGUCGGUUGGUAGCACACGGGAGGCGAUGACAGCAGCCGGUAAUACGACGACCCGACUGCUUGGUACGUUCCAGAAGGUGGACUACGUAUUCAUCGUAGGUGUAGCAGGUGGUAUCCCGCAUUACACCGAUUACCGGCGACACGUUCGGCUUGGAGACGUCGUGAUUGCGGCCUCAGCUCUCGAUCAACAGGCUGGACCAACAGGCAACGCCACCACUCACCAGAAACCCUACUGCUAUGUCUAUAGCGGUGGUCAAAGUGAGGUGAAGCGAUACUACCCAACUGACGACUGUCUGCAGGUGAUCGGACGCACGCUGGUGCAGAACAGUGACGGCAAGAAACCGUGGCUUGAGUACGUCCAGGAAGGCUUGCAGCAGUUGAGCGGACGAGCUGGACAUGCUGAACAUGAUUUCGCCCGACCAGCACCGAACACCGACAAGCUGUAUAUGAACAUCGGCAACAAGAACGUGAUUGAGGUGGCACAUCCGAUCGCCCAACCUGAGGAUGGUGAUGAUACGGAUGCUGUAGGAACUCCACAACAGACGCGCUUACAUGCAGGUCCAAUCGGGUCCGGAUAUGAGCUGGUUCGCUCCGACAGCGCCCGCACAGAGUAUGCUCAAGCGUAUCAGCUGCUCGCGACGGAUGCCGAGAUGAAUUCGGUGUUGGACAGCAUCGUUGGCAACUGCCGGGACAGCUUUAUCCUGGUGAAGGGUGUCGCUGACUACAAGGACGGUACUACAUCACGCAAAUGGCAAAACUACGCAUCUCUCGCAGCUGCUGCCGUCAUGAAGACGAUCGUGUGUGCCAUGGAUGCACCCACCAACGUCUAGUAAGCCGUUAUGGUGCCUUGAACAGACAAAUCCACGAUAGCAGUCAGCACGCAAAACCCCACGUUCACAAAAUCGACCAAAAAAAAACGCGAGUCUAGUAAAGGAAACCAUUUUUGUUUUAGAUAUUUAUAUGUAUAAAGCGCCCUUGCGCCGUAUCACACGUAAGAAGACAGUGAGGUGUUGCUCGUUUUCGGGUUUCGUCGAGGCGAACAGCAGCAGUUCAAAGGAGCGCUUGCGAAAGUUGUGUUGAGCGCUGUGUAUAGCUUACCUUAAAGAACGUUCCUAGCGGAUAGAGAUCCUGCGAGCGUAGGAUAUCGUUCCUGGUGCAACCACCGCGGGCACAUUUGUCGCGAGCGUCGUGUUGUCCGUGUACAAAAACAAAUGCCGGAACCGUCUCGAUGUGUAUUUUAGUUUCACUUCAUACUUUGAUAUAUUUAUUUGUUUCCAAGCAAUGCACCGAGUCGGUUUCGGUACUUGAUGCAAUCGUUGAUAAUGAUGCUACCAACUGUGUAAUAAGAAUGAAGCACGCAACGUUUAUA
This is a messenger RNA of Anopheles nili, 2675 nucleotides long. RefSeq lists its product as uncharacterized. The transcript is spliced from 8 exons. Lineage: Eukaryota; Metazoa; Arthropoda; Insecta; Diptera; Culicidae. The record is from RefSeq and is a predicted model, not a curated record. Gene Ontology annotation, molecular function: catalytic activity. The coding region runs from base 1 to 2136 and encodes 711 amino acids. Gene Ontology annotation, biological process: nucleoside metabolic process.